UUGCAUCAAAAUUUGAUUAAACAAGCAGAAUGGAGAAUUACCGCUCGCUGCCAGAUGCUUUGGUAACAAAGAUUCUAGUGAGGCUACCUGUGGAAUCUCUUGCACGAUUCAAAUGUGUGCGUAAGAAUUGGUACUGGCUUAUUACAACUUCUUCUUUUGUUAGAGAACACCUCAAUCACUUGGAAAAAAACCCAACCCGUCUUUUAUUACACUUUCGCGACAUUCCUUCACAAUCAAGCACCUCUCUUCUGCUGCCCGAGAAAAUAUUGCCCGGUGUGAUUUCCCUGCAUGAAAAGCCUAGUUAUUUACAGAUACCUGCUCAAUUGACUGAGAUCAUUGGUCCUGUCGAUGGUAUAUAUUUCUUGUACAAAAAGUUGAGUUCUGAUAAUCGUAUGGCUCUGUGGAACCCAACUCUAAGAGAGUUUAGGCCACUUCCACCAUAUAACAUCAAAAUCAGCAUGCCUCGUGGUCACUUUAGAUAUAUAUUUGGCUUUGGGUUUGAUCCAUUAAGUCAAGUUUACAAAGUGGUUUACGUUAUGAUUUUUUGUAAUCUAGAAGAAUGGAACAAUGAUCGUGUGUUUGCUGCCGUUUACUCUUUAGGCAAAGACUGUUGGAGAAAUUUAGCAUGCCGCUUUGACAAUAGAGUUCCUUCAUGCAUGGAAAACUCCUUGUGCUCAACCUGUGUUAAUGGAGUUUAUUACUGGAGUACAUUAAGUAGUGGUGCAAUUGCUUUUCAACCACUCCUUCUAAUUCGAUAUUUCAACAUGCAAAAUGAAGUGUUUGGUGAGAUUCCAGGGCCUAAAAUAUCAUGUGUCAUUGAUGGUUUAAUUACUCUCUAUAAAGAGUCCAUUGCCCUGCUAGUGCGCAAUGAUACCGAUGACUUUAUUUUUGCAUAUCAAAUUGAUGUAUGGCUAAUGAGCAACGAAAGGUCGUGGACUAAAGUUCUGAAUGUGGUACCUACAAUACCUAACUCUUGCCCUAUUGGUUUAUGGGGUCAUGAUAAGAUUAUUUUAUAUUCAGAAGACGAAGCUCUUGUGAUCUCUGACUCCAAAACCCAUGAAAUUACACGUCUACUUGAUUCUAAAAUAUAUGGUCGCAGAUGGGCUUUAAGUUAUAAGGAGAGUCUAGUUUCCAUCAAAAGCAAAAAUAUACGCCACAAGCAAAGCAGUAUCUUUGAUCUCAUUCAAGAAUUUUUUAAAGAUGAAUGACGUUAUUUGUAGUGAUUUCCAUAUUGUUCUUUGCUAGGGGCAACGAUGGAAGACUAUUGCUAUUAGAAUUGCAAAUUAAAGUAUGUUAUUUAGAGGUGCACUAAAUUUAGUAGGACUUUGUAUUCACUUGGUCCUUGAUCAAGUAUGAGAUGACGU
Nicotiana tabacum (common tobacco) is the source of this 1364-nucleotide messenger RNA. Its product is annotated as F-box/kelch-repeat protein At3g23880-like. The record is from RefSeq and is a predicted model, not a curated record. Gene Ontology annotation, molecular function: protein binding. NCBI's taxonomy places the organism in Eukaryota, Viridiplantae, Streptophyta, Magnoliopsida, Solanales, Solanaceae.